UAGCGACAUCAAUUCACUUCAAAAUAACCGCCAUAAAAUUACCAAGUAAUGAUCUUUGAGUUCUGGAAGAAAUGUAAAAGACGUUUUAGAGUCCAUUAGUAAGUAGUUUUGACUAUGAGUAUAACGACAUGUUUUCUCUUCUCCUUUUUUAUUUUCUUUAUCCCCGGUCAUUUAUACAUUCUUGGCUCGAAGGAAGAGGUUUGGAAGCAAUAUUUUUCAAGUGAAGAGAUGGUUGAACUUCCUUCUUAUAAGAACAACGUUCUAAUCGAGCAGCUUCCUAUUGAAUUAAAUGAGAUGUUACAAAAGUUAAAUGCAGCGACCAUAUACAGUGACUCACAGUACCGUCGUAAUGUUUUGCAGUUUUCUCUUUAACUAAUUUGUUCUUCUUUACAGUCACGGUAUAAUUAUAUGACUUAGCACGAGAUAAUAAUCAAUAAAAAAUGAAAUUGCAUUGCGACA
Molecule: messenger RNA, 459 nt
Organism: Cokeromyces recurvatus
Lineage: Eukaryota; Fungi; Mucoromycota; Mucoromycetes; Mucorales; Mucoraceae
Exons: 3
Coding region: 115-372 (85 amino acids)
Source: RefSeq, a predicted model, not a curated record